AUGGCACUUACUAGUCCAUCCUCACUUUUAAACUAUGAAGAGUAUAUAAAUAAUUGGGAAAAUUUGUGCGAUAAUUUUUACACAGAAAACAACGAAUUGAUAGGAUCAGUUAUUAGUUUAGUCGAAUUUGCUAUUCGUUCGGACGGGGAAGUGAAGAUAAAUUGGGCUAUUAUUGAUAAAAUAAACGAUGGUUCUGCAGCUAAAAUAACUCAAUUGCUCGCCCAAAUUGGGUUCAUUAAUGAUGUAAUGGUUUAUCCAGAAUAUUAUGAAUCCUAUCUUGCCACUAAACGAAAAGUAAGAUCAGAUUGGCAUAAGAAAAAAGCAGCGGAGCUUCUUCAAGAAUUUGAUCGGUUACUCCAUUCGACAAUUGCACAAUAUACACCACUUCAUCGUCGAUCUGAACUUCAAACUUUUCUUAAUCAAUAUAAAUCUUCGGUAGGAGCAUCUCCUUUCAUUAAAGGUCUUUGGCGUACAUUACAAUUACAAGUAAAUCAUGAAAAUCUUGUUUCCUGGACAUUUUUGGAUGACAUUUUCACACAAAAUGAGCCAGAUUUUAUGCGUGCAUCGGUGAAUUUGUUGAUCAAUGUAUUAGGUUUUACGCAUACAAUACAAGUAGCUGAUGAAAGUGGCCAACAAGCGAGUUUGCGUACUUGGUAUUUAAAUAACACUUUGAGUGAUCAUGAAAUUAAAUCAUUGGUUAAAUUAUUUCCAAAAGAUAACAUUACUGAUAAUGUUCGAGCUACUGGAACCAUAGAUUUAUCCUCUCAAUUACGAUCAUCAGAAGCGGUCAACAACUCAAAAUCAACAAUCGCCCAUUUGAUUUCACUACCAAUUAAAAUUGUUACAUUCUGUUUAAAUACCUUACGAUCCUGUGUGAAUUUUUGCUUUGGUAUUUUUUCAUGGCGUAAAAAGAAUGAGUUUCAAACUUGA
This is a messenger RNA of Ambispora gerdemannii, 930 nucleotides long. Lineage: Eukaryota; Fungi; Glomeromycota; Glomeromycetes; Archaeosporales; Ambisporaceae. The record is from the annotation of a GenBank genome assembly.